Molecule: messenger RNA, 483 nt
Organism: Racocetra persica
Lineage: Eukaryota; Fungi; Glomeromycota; Glomeromycetes; Diversisporales; Gigasporaceae
Source: the annotation of a GenBank genome assembly
AUGGCUGAUGCACUAGAUACAAAACUUAAAUACAAACGAGGAACUUGCUUUGGAUGCCGAAAGUGUUUGUAUUGUGGAGUUGAUCUACAAAAGCAAAAAUGUAAAUGCGAUAUAACGAAGCCACCUCAUAGAGGCAAUCGAACUGAUGCUGUCAAGUAUGCGUAUACACGAAUUUUUACUCCAGAAUGGACAGCAGACCAAAUUUCUUUUGUUCGUGAUAAAGUAUUAAAAUAUAACUAUGCAGUAAAUUUGAAGGAGUCUUUUAAUUUUUCGCUCUGCUCACGAUGUAAUAAUGGAUUGCUUAAAUUAGCGUCAGCAAAAAAAAAAUCAUCUGAUUCAAUAAAAAAGACAGUCCAAAAUUUUUCUAAGAAGAUUAAACUCGAACCUGAAAUAUAUGAUCUUACAUAUGAAAGCAUUUAUAAUCCAACAGAUUUUCUUGAAUCUGACGAAACUAGUGAAGAUGAUAUAUAUGAUACAGAAGAU